Diorhabda carinulata is the source of this 1245-nucleotide messenger RNA. Its product is annotated as protein GUCD1. The transcript is spliced from 6 exons. The record is from RefSeq and is a predicted model, not a curated record. NCBI's taxonomy places the organism in Eukaryota, Metazoa, Arthropoda, Insecta, Coleoptera, Chrysomelidae. The coding region runs from base 230 to 922 and encodes 230 amino acids.
AGUGUUGUGAGUUGUGAGGUAAUAUUUUUUGUCACAUUUGCAUUUUUAUUACUUUUGUAUUAAGUUAAAAUGGUGACAUCAUUCUAUUAUUAUGUUGAAUUUGUACAAUAAGAAACGAUGUUAUUCAACUAAAAUGCUUUUAUCGAUUUUAACCUAAAUUCACAAUGAUUCACUGUAUUAAAUAAAAUGUGUUCAAUAUCGGUUUAGUUAAAUACUUACACAAAAGAUUAUGUGGAGGAAAAUAAACCUCAAACCUGUACAACCCGAGAAACUACAAAUCCAGUUAACACAUUUCAAACAAAAAUCCAAUUGGGACUGUGGAGUAUCAUGUGUGUUAAUGGUGUUGCCGAAGGUGAAAAGAGAAGAGUUCUUAAACAAUUUUUCGCAAAUAUGUAAAAGCGAAGGCUUUAAUAAAAGUACAUGGACAAUAGAUCUCUGUUAUUUACUGAAAAAAUUUCAAGUGCCACAUAUAUUUUAUACAAUAACUUUAGGAGUUCAUGAAGGGUACAGAGAAAAUAGUUUUUAUAAUACAAUAUUAAGUAAGGACGAACAUCGGAUUAACGCGAGAUUCAAAGAGGCUGAAAACGUAGGAAUAGUAGUGAGGAAACAAUCUGUGUCAAUGUUGGAAAUAAUAAGUCAUCUCACGAAUGGCCCUGUGAUAGUAUUAACGAACGCAAAAAUUCUAAGCUGUGAUAUUUGCAAAUUCAAUAAAAUCUCCAGAGAAUUUAGAAAAUGCAUUCCUUGGCCAGCCCCAUACCAAGGGCAUUACGUAGUUUUAUGCGGUUUUGAUAUUCAUAACGAGAAACUUUUUUAUAGGAAUCCCUCGUUCAAUGAUCAUGUAUGUGUUAUACCAAUGGAGAUAUUCGAUUUAGCUCGCAAAAGUUAUGGGACUGACGAAGACAUAAUUUUCACCUACACGUAAAAUAAUUCAAAAAUAAUAUCUAAUAAUUACUGCCGAUAUGUGCCGUAUAUCAUUUAUACAGUGUGGACAAACCAAAUAAAAAAAUUUUAUGGUAAAAUUUAAUAUGAUCCUUUAAUUCAAAUUUUUUCGAAUGACAUGUACAAACUUUUCUUUUUUUCGUAUAUACAUGGCAAGUUACUUCAAAAUUGAGCAAUACAUUUACAUUUAAGAUUUCAUUUUGCUUUUUCCAAACUGUAUAUAAGUAUUUAUAAGUUUUUUCAAUUUUUUUGUACUUAAACUGUAUUUUUAAGUUGUUAUAGUUCAAAAAUAUAUAAUAAAAAGUC